Messenger RNA from Amorphotheca resinae ATCC 22711, 1860 nucleotides. RefSeq lists its product as hypothetical. The record is from RefSeq and is a predicted model, not a curated record. The transcript has 6 exons. NCBI's taxonomy places the organism in Eukaryota, Fungi, Ascomycota, Leotiomycetes, Helotiales, Amorphothecaceae. Gene Ontology annotation, cellular component: nucleus. Bases 1 to 1860 code for a protein of 619 amino acids. Gene Ontology annotation, molecular function: DNA-binding transcription factor activity, RNA polymerase II-specific; zinc ion binding; transcription cis-regulatory region binding. Gene Ontology annotation, biological process: regulation of DNA-templated transcription.
AUGAUGAAGCGAAAGCUUGCAAGUCAGGAGAAUGAUGGGCAUAUCCCAAAACGCAAGAUCCGGUCAUGUGAGACUUGCCGACGGCUCAAAACCAGGUGUGAGACGCAGAAUAAUACAACUGCUUGUCAUAGAUGUGAACUUCUGAAAUUAGAUUGCUCCCUUGCUGCAGAGGCAUUUGAAACUCCAGCCACUCCACCGGACGAGCUUGAUAAGCCCUUGCCUCAACCAGAAGCAGUCUUUCAGGCAACUCCUCAGCCAUGGCAAGAUUAUAGUCAGAGGUUAAUUGCGGUUGAGAAUUCAUUGGCUCAUGUGAGAUCAUCGCUCGACGAACUGUUGCGAUUGUCAACUCGAGCGUCCAGCUCCCAAACGGCUUUCCACAGGUCGAGGAUGCGGACGGAGGUGCCAAAUUCCCCUAUAACAGCUCCCUUAAACUCCCAAAGCAACGGGCCCCUUGUCGCGGACCGAAAUUCACGCAUUGCGCCUAUGAGCCUGAUUCGUGAUAUGACCCACUACAUUCUCGGCGACGAGAGAGAGCAGCAUAGAAGUGAUGUCUCGGACGACAUAGUGACCAAAGGAAUUAUCACGGAGGAGUUGGCUCAUGCUCUUUUUGCCGGUUUCACCCAACUCUCCCGUCGGUGGCAUUUCAUGAAAUCGCAUAACCCGACGGACUUACGGCAAACAUCUUCACUACUGUUUGCGAGCUGCGUUCUUUCUGGUCUUCAAAUUGACUCUAGUCUUCAUGGGUCGCAACUCCACCAUGAUCUUUACCAGCACGUCAGUGGCCUUCUGAGCAGGUCGAUGCUCGUUUCUCCGCUUUCACUGGAGGCCAUACAAUCUAUGCUUAUUUUCUCGAUGUGGAAUCUGGUACCAAACAAGGAUGUGGAAUAUCUUGAUACAUGGCUACUGAGUGGAGUAGCUGGAAUGCAGGGAAUGCUCGCAAUUAAUUUUGAGCAGCUCCUAAAGCCACGGAUGUGCGGUAUGGUAGAUCCAAAAUCAAGAGAAACGCUACGAUCGUGGAAUUUGAUAUGUCUCUGCCACCUACAAUUUUCAGCGGGUACUGGUAGACCUCCUGUAAUCUCCAGGCAAUACCUUAAGCAGUGCAAAAAUAUCUUAGAGCUGCCUUCAUACACCUCGCGAGAUCGGCUCGUGGCAUCUGGGGUAGACCUUUACGAUGCCCUCUGUAACGUGGUCAACUCCGAAUCGGUUCAGACCGACAGCCUAGUUUGGGAUGAGAUUGACGACUGGAGGAAACGAUGUGGGGAGUUUUUCGAACUGGAUUCAACCAAACCUCUCCGCUUCGCGUAUUCCUGCUCAUACUUGAUUCUGACACGCCGGACACUGAAGUAUCUAUCUGAACAGCCGUCAAAGGAACAGACCCAGAACGCAGCCACCGACCUGGACCCGAGUCUAUUCAUCCAACUUGCUGUGGAACACGCUCAUCGUAUUCUUCACCUUUUCCUGGCCAUGUCUGAUCUCACAGCAUUUGUCAGACCAGCGUACGAAAACCUGCUCUGUUCCUUCGCUAUGGUCACAUUAAGUGAGUUCGCCACCUACCUGGAUGAUAUUGAUGCCACCCUUGCUUUAAUGGAAAGAACCUCUCAGCAUGUUCAACUUGGUGGGAAGGCGGAACCGGUGUCGAAGUGGGCAUUGAGUGUGAUGAGGAAAUACGUCUUUGAUAUGAAGAGAGCUUCAGGACAUGACCUCACCCAACGCGAGACUUUUAUUCCAAGACCGAAUCUGGGCGAUUUGACUGGGACCAGUAUUGCCUUGCCUGACGACGUUCAGGCUGGCGAAUGGAGCACAGGAGAUGUGACAUAUCAAGACUUCCCAUCAUUAGAAGAGAUGUUCCUUGGGAACUAA